GUUCGCAUGAGUGAGACAAACAUAAACGGAAACUGUGCGAGGGAGAGAGAAAAUACACACAGGCACACAGCUUAGAUCAGACAGUCACGAAUGUAAUCGACAGACGAGGGUAGUUAUAUACAAAAAAAAAGAAGUGGUGUUUUGGAUUAUACUAAUGUGUGCGUGUUUUCACGUUUUGUGCCUUUUAUCCCAAAUGUAUAAACUUAUGAAAAAUUCUUAGACAUAUGUCUAUUGGAAUUAAAGACAGUGCGAAUCGCGCUGUAAGAAGACAAACAAGAGGACCGAUGUUGUAACAAACGGCCAAAAUGGAAGAGAGAAGCGUUCAUAGCAGUAUCAGCGAUAUAAAUAGUGAAGAGGCGGUUAGAACUGAACCUUUAAAAAUUCCACGUAAGAAGAGAAUAUGUCUGGUUGGUGCAGCAAGUGAGGAUCCAUCGCUUGGAGCUGCUGCUCAACAAUUCAGCGUACCAGUGUUAAAAUCUCAAACCGGAAUAGAACAUAUAGAAGAUACCGCCUAUUGCACUUAUUUUAUUUUAAAAGAUUUCGAAGGUUAUGAAUAUGAUGUGUUGCACAAGAGUGCCCACAGAAUAUUGGGACCAACAGCUCUCCUACAGUUGGCAGAAAAGAAGGAAUCGUUACCAAGUAAUAAUCGACCAAUGUACACUCAAGCAAUGACUGGGACAGUGGUUGUGUUUACUGGUUUCCGAAAGAAAGAUGAGUUGACGAAACUUAUCAAUAUGAUUCACAACAUGGGGGGAAGUAUUCGAAAAGAAAUGGGCGCAAAAGUUACCCACCUUAUCGCAAAUUGUUGUGGAGGUGAAAAAUAUAGGUACGCCGUUACGUUUCGGGUUCCUAUUAUGUCAUCGAACUGGGUAACUGCCCUUUGGGAUAUGAAAGAUGAAGUUACCUGUUAUGGUACCAAUGAAGAAUUAAUUUCAGCGUGUAAAUUGAAGCCAUUUUACGGGGCGAAGGUUUGCUUUUUCGGUUUUCCUGAGGAAGAGAAGAAGCACAUGUGUGAAGUUCUCCAACAACAAGGUGGAGAACCCACAGAAAUUGACGAUCCAAACUGCACUCACGUGGUGAACGACUUAGGCAAGAAUCAGUGCAGCAUAACCGACAGUGCGAACAACACGCUACCAUACUUUAAGAAUUCUUGCUAUUCUCUUCAGACUCCUCUUCGUAAAUCGAAAAACGAGCCCCACUCCUUUAUUUAUUACGAUCCAUCCUCAAGUAUCAAUUAUUCAGAUAACGAACUGACUGACAUUGAUUUCAAUUCAGAUCCAGAUAAUCGUGAUAUUUUAUUCUCAAGUUCAUUUGCAAGUAAUUUCGAAUAUUCACACGAUUCAAUUUCAUUAAAUAACGAUUCGGCAAUCUGUAUGAAUUUCAAAGCGAGUCAUUUGAAUAUUUCCGAGAAAUCAUUUCUCAUUUUUGAAUGUCUUCGCGCUAAAAUUGAAUCCAAACUCGAUGUAUCGUCAUUGUCAAAUAUUUCACAAAGUAUCAAAGAUUCUGGUUUUUCUUCACUUUGUGAAAUAUCAUUGAGACCAAUGUCAACAAAUUCAUACGAUAUGGAAAUUGAUGAGUCGAGUUUCUACGAGAAAAUGAGUAUCGAAAAUGAAAAUGUCGAUGAUUUUGAUUUUAUUACUUAUCGUUCACAAACGGAUUUCACUAAUUGCGUUGAUAACAAUAAUAAUAAAACCGAUUUAUCGCGACGUUACAUGAAAUGGAGAAAAUCAAGAUCGUCAUUCACAAUUACAAAAACAGUAAAAUCGCGUAAAUUUGCAAAAACAAAAUUUCAAUCCAAACCGAAAGUUAAUAAAAAUCGUAAACGUUAUUUAAAGGAGAAAAAUAAUUCGGCUAUUUUAACACAGGGGAAUAAGAAAUUACAGAAUUCUUUGAGAUUAAAUAAUUCAUUGUUCGCGAAAAUAUGUAAUGUCGUUAUACCCGCAACUUUUAAACAAUACAUGCCAGUCAGUCCAUUACAUCAGGCGUUAGAUAAAAAUUUAUCAAAACAGAAAUAUACUCCUCUACCUGUUCCUGAAAAAAUUGCUGUUAUCAAAUCGAAUGCAAAUUUUAAUCGUGAUAGAAAGAUCGCGAGUCAAUAUUCAUCAUCUACUCCCUUUAAUCGACGCUCUGCUAAAGCUGAACGAUCCAGGAAGGAUACGCAGCCAUUUCUUGUGGUUGUAGACGAAUCCAACGUUAACGCGUUACCUGAUCUGGCAUCAGUUAGAGCUCACAUAGUUAAGGCCGAGUGGUUUUGGACGUCUGUACAAAAUGAAGGCGCAGCUGAUGAAAGAGAAUACCUCUUUGAGGACUACUUGGAGUCUGUUAUGUCGCCUUCAGUUUCGGCGCGAAGGGACAGUCAACAGGCAGCAACGCCGAGCACUGCAUCAACAAGAAGAAAACGCAAAAGACUUGCGGAAACAAUAUCUAGUCUUGUACAAAAUGGUACAGAUUCGCCAGCAGUACAUAAAAGGCGAUCGAGUAUCAGUGAUGCUGGACAUUUAAGUGUCAGUGGGAGUUUUCUCGAUUGUACGACAAGUCCUGAAAAACAACUCUUAGAUGAUAUUCCAGAAGUUGAAGCUGUCAACACUGAAGCAGCAAGAAAGAAUCUUUCGCCUAGAUAUCAAGUGUUUUUGGAACUCGUUCAAACCGAAUCGAAUUAUGUCGGGAUCCUCAAUACAAUUAUGAACUUAUUUAAAUCCCCCUUGGAAGUUUUAAUAGACACCAGUGGAGAAUUGUUAAAUAGUACAGAGGUGAAAAUUAUUUUCGAUAAUUUCCCACCAAUUUAUGAUGUGCAUAAGAAAAUAUUGGAAAUGUUGCGCGAAAUCGCAGCGAACUGGACGGAGGAAGUUAGUAUAGGAAAUAUAUUUUUAAAAUGUGCCCGAGAAUUAUUGACGGCAUAUCCUCCGUACGUGAAUUUCUUUGAGAAUACAAAGGAAAUGUUGGACCAGUGCGAUCAAAAUAAGCCGAGAUUUCAUGCCUUUCUUAAAGUUUGCCAAACCAAACCCGAAUGCGGAAGACAAAGUUUAAAAGAAUUAUUGAUAAAACCAGUGCAGAGAUUACCUAGUAUUAGUUUAUUAUUAAAUGAUAUUCUUAAGCACACGAAUAAAAAUAAUCCGGAUCACGGUGCCUUGGAACAUGCGAUUAGCAGUAUUAAGGAAGUGAUGACCUAUAUAAAUGAGGAUAAACGAAAAACGGAAGGCCAGUUAGUUAUGUUUGAUAUAUUCAACGAAAUCGAUAAUUGCCCCCCUCAUUUAGUGUCUUCGCAUAGAUCAUUCAUUGGUAAAUGCGAGGUAAUGGAAUUAAGUGAGGGCUUAAGUGGUCGUGGUGAUCAUUUAGUUCUUUUCUUAUUCACCGACACUUUGGAAAUUUGUAAAAAGAGAUCGAAAGCUUUCAAUUCUUUAAAAAGUCCAAAUACAGUGAACGGUCUUCAUUCUGCAAAAUUAAGUCAAGGAAAACCGUACAAACAUAUCAGGAUGCUUUCUCUUAGUACAAUAAAGAAAGUCGUCGACAUUCGAGAAACUGAUGAGUGCCAUAAAGUAUUUGCGUUGAUGGUUCGAAGUAAUCAAGAAUUAAAGGAGAAAUUAUUUUCCUUUACAAUUACAGACGAAGAAGUGAACAAAACAAAUUAUUUACGAACUCUUUGUCGACAAAUGGCGAAUACAGUUUGUAAACCAGAUGCGGAUACAUUUCUAAUCAGUCUUGAUUCGCAUCAGUUGGAAAUCGAUACUAGUGACGUUGCAUUAGGAACAUUAAGUAAAGCAUUUAAGAGUCUAUUUCAUAAUUUUUACCUGGAGUAUAUGGACCCGUAUGUGUUCCUACUCAAUAGCAUGUGUGAAACCACAUUUAAUGUUCCACUGCCGUUUGCAUCGCGUACGAGAAUGAAAGUUGGUCGUGCUUUUAGUUUUAACAAAACCCCAAGUAAAUUGAAGAGGGCAAUGUCGACAAUGAUGUCGCCAUUUGGAUCAACACACAGCCUUACACCAGCAAGUCAGCAACUUGCUCAAAUGAGACUGGCGAGUUGCAAUAAUAUUAACGAACUUGGCAAUGGCGGUCCGGGUUCGCAAAGUAGAGAUGAAGUUUUAGUGGCACCAAUGUCGGUACAACCGACACGAAAGGCAAAGUGCAGCACACUCAGUAUGGCUUCACUUCGAAGAAACUGUUCCGAAGAAAUAAUUCCAGACGAUUCUGAUCUUUAAGAGGAAAAAAAUGACAAAGCAUAAUUCAACGUAAAAUACAAAUUAUUGUCAAUAUUAUUGUCAAGAAAUGGAAAAUUGCAUUUCUUUUCUACUCUUGAGGAAGAAAAGUUUCAGUGCCAGAAACAAGAUUAAAAAAAAAAAAAAUUGGAAUUGUGAAUAAGAAACUUGCCUGUUAAAAUUUUUUCUUGCGAUUAUUAUCCAUUAAGUCAUUAAUCUGUAUUUACUACAAUUAGUUUUUGGGAGAAUUUUUUGUACAGAAAAAAGAUUCUUUAUUGUGCGAUGAUGAAAGUUGAUAAUUUUAGUCUCAGGGAGAGUCCAAGAGAAAAAAAAGCGAGAAAAAGAGAGAGAGUGCAGUUAAUUUAUUAUAGUUCUCACUUAAUAAAAAUUGCUCCAAAAAUAAAAAUUCGAACAAAAAAGAAUAAAAAAAUAAAUAAAUUUCCAGUGGCUCAAAUUUUGUAUAGAUGUAUUUUGACAAAAAGUGAUAUUUUAUAUAUAAAGGAAAAUUUUUGAUGUUUCUAAAUUAUGUUUACAAAAAUUAAAACAAAUAUUUAACUCAAAAAUUUUGUAAGAGAAUUUUACAAGAACAGCGAAAAAAAAUCUAAUUUUAAAAGUAUUUGGAAUAACUUUGAAUGAA
Leptopilina heterotoma is the source of this 4830-nucleotide messenger RNA. It is a transcript of the gene pbl, whose product is annotated as protein ECT2. Gene Ontology annotation, cellular component: nucleus; cell cortex. Gene Ontology annotation, molecular function: GTPase activator activity; guanyl-nucleotide exchange factor activity. The transcript is spliced from 17 exons. Gene Ontology annotation, biological process: nervous system development; intracellular signal transduction; activation of GTPase activity. The coding region runs from base 306 to 4196 and encodes 1296 amino acids. The record is from RefSeq and is a predicted model, not a curated record. NCBI's taxonomy places the organism in Eukaryota, Metazoa, Arthropoda, Insecta, Hymenoptera, Figitidae.